Asparagus officinalis (garden asparagus) is the source of this 1664-nucleotide messenger RNA. Its product is annotated as zinc finger CCCH domain-containing protein 11-like. Lineage: Eukaryota; Viridiplantae; Streptophyta; Magnoliopsida; Asparagales; Asparagaceae. Gene Ontology annotation, cellular component: cytosol. Gene Ontology annotation, biological process: cytoplasmic translation. Gene Ontology annotation, molecular function: mRNA binding; metal ion binding. The coding region runs from base 162 to 1241 and encodes 359 amino acids. The transcript has 8 exons. The record is from RefSeq and is a predicted model, not a curated record.
AUCAAUCCAGAAUUUACCCCGAUCCUUCUCUUCUGCUUCGAAGUCCCAAACUCCCGCAGAAAGAGGGGGAAAAACCUUGAAAAUUUUUUUCCCUUCAAAAACUCCAAAUCAAAUCGUGAAACCCUAAUUCCCAAAUCCCACUCCCUUGAUGCCAAUCCCCCAUGCCUCCAAAGCAGCAAUCUAAGGCCGACGUCGCCAAGAAGCAGAAGAUCGUCGAAGACAAAACCUUCGGCCUCAAGAACAAGAAUAAAUCGAAAAAUGUCCAAAAAUACGUCCAAAGUCUGCAUCAAUCCGUUCAUCCCAAGCCCGAUUCUUCUAAAAUUGCUGCAAAGAAGAAGAAGGAAGAAGAGAAGGCUAAAGAGAAGGAGCUGAAUGAUUUGUUUAAGGUCGCCGUUAGUCAGCCUAAAGUCCCAGUUGGUGUUGAUCCGAAAUCAAUACUUUGUGAGUUUUAUAAGGCGGGGCAGUGCGCCAAGGGUUUCAAGUGCAAGUUUUCACAUGACUUGAAUGUGCAAAGGAAAGGAGAAAAGAUUGAUAUUUAUAGUGAUAAGCGUGAUGAAGGAUCGAUGGAGGAUUGGGAUCAGGAGACAUUAGAAAAGGUUGUGGCACAGAAGAAUGCGGAGUAUAAACAAAACAAGCCAACCGAGAUUGUGUGUAAGUACUUUUUGGAUGCAGUGGAAAAGAAACAAUAUGGCUGGUUCUGGGUUUGUCCAAAUGGUGGCAAAGAUUGCCACUAUAGGCAUGCUUUACCUCCUGGAUAUGUGCUAAAGUCUCAGAUGAAGGCUUUAUUGGAGGAGGAGACUGAAAAGAUUACGAUUGAAGAGGAGAUAGAAAACCAGCGUGCCAAAGUAACUACUACUACUCCAAUGACUCCUGAGCUGUUCUAUCAAUGGAAAAAGAAAAAGAUGGAAGAAAGAGAUGCUGGUCUUGCUGCAAAGCAGGCUGAAAGAGCGAAAAAUGAUCGAAUGAGUGGCCGUGAGCUAUUCAUGUCAGAUGCCACUUUAUUUGUUGAUGACGAUGAUGCUGAAGCAUAUGAGAGAUACAAAAGAGAAGCUGCUCCCGAAGAACAGGCCAAAAAUGAGGCAGGAACUGGAGGUCCAAGUACCUCAAGCCAUAUGGAUAAGGAUUUUGAAGAAGUGCUUGCAGAGGAGGAAGAUGACGAUGAGCUGGACAUAGACGAGUUGAAUGAGUUAGAAGCAAGCCUUUCCAAGACGUCAAUCCAGAUAAAUGAGCCAGGCAAAUAGGCCUCAUUUUGAGAGGCUUCAAGCUGCCAUUGUCUGGUUUCAAAUUCCUCGUUCACCAGGUGUUUCAUCUGGGUCAGCAUCAGUUGUGGCCUUUGAGAUGAAAGCUUUGUGAAUUACGAGAGUAUGGGCUUAAUUCUUGGGUGAGCUCAUCUGUUUGAUGUGGGUACUGAGGGUUAUUACUACUAUACAAAGAGGUGGAGAGGCAAAGUUUUGCUGCAGCUGUUCUCAUCCUAGGAAAAUAUAUUGAAAGCUAGGGACACUGCUUAGCGUACGAGCAGUUUUAAGCUUCAGUCUUGUUCAGAUCAUGUAUUUGAGCUUUCUUUUGCCCUCAUUGAAUAUGUAUUCAUCAUACUCGUGAACGUAUCAUGCCGUGAAAUUUGUGUUGUCGAUAUUUAUCAAUAAGUGCGGACUUUUGAUGUCUAA